Ambispora leptoticha is the source of this 1353-nucleotide messenger RNA. The record is from the annotation of a GenBank genome assembly. NCBI's taxonomy places the organism in Eukaryota, Fungi, Glomeromycota, Glomeromycetes, Archaeosporales, Ambisporaceae.
AUGAGCUAUAAAUCUGUUCACCGGGACUUUUUGGCCAGUCUAGAAGAAGACAGUAAAUUACGUGCCCUCAAAUAUGAUGCGUUCCGCAAGUUAUGGCAUCAACUAACUCCUUACAUUCAAAUCAUGAGCCCCCGAACUGAUUUAUGCGAUACCUGUCAGCAGUUGCGGAAUGACUUGCAAUUUAAAGUUCGUAAAGAGGAAGAGGCUCAAGAUCUAUUGAAGAAAUAUAAAGAACAUCUAACCAAGGCCAAGUUAGAGCGAAACUACUAUAAUAAAAAUACCAAGUUGGCGGAAGAACAUAGAAAGCUCGUCGACCAAAAUUAUUCGCUGAUCGGCAAAGUGUUUUACCUUAGUGCUCGGAAGGUGCAUUUGUUUGGUAUCCAAGAUGAAGCAGUACGCGAGCAAAUUAAUUACGUUCUUGAUGAAGACGAAAUUAUUGGCAAGGGUCCUAAUGGUACGCUGAGCAUGGUAUUUGAUGGAAUUAAACGAUUGAAUAAAGUAAUUUGCGGCUAUUAUGAAAGCAUCGAAUUAAAUUUUAUGGUACCAGGACAUACUAAAUUCAAAUGUGAUGGUAGUUUCGGACUGAUUAAAAAGCUCUAUAGAAAGACAACAGUAGAUUAUGUGGAUCAUAUUGUUAAGGUUGUGAAAAAUUCGAGCACAGCAGGAUUAAACAAGGCUCAGUGCUACGAAAAUGGAAAAGGUUUUCAAUAUUUAGAUCUUAAUUCUGUGUUGGGAAUUUUCUUUAAAAAAUUGAGUGGGUUACAAAAAUAUCAGCAUUUUGUAUUCGAAGCAGCUCGACCCGGAAUUGUCAAAACCCAGCUGGUUGCUAAUGUUCUAACUCCCUCUCCUUUGGAUUACAAAAGGCAAGAAUAUCUUUAUCAUAAUAUUCGCCUAUUUGUUAGAGAUGAAUUCAAGGAUAUUACUUGUCCCAAACCAAUCUAUCCUGAUAAUGAAGCUAAAGAAUACUCAAAAUAUCAUGAUGGUCCUCUUAAACCUGAAGAAAAGGUUAUCUUUGAUAGUGCCCUUUUAAAACCUAAUAAUUUAACUCCUGAUGGACGUGCUCUAUUUAAAUCUUUAUUAACAGAACAAAGAACUAACUCUGUUUCUUAUCAAUUGGUUAAUGAAAUUGAUUAUAAUAAACCAAUUGAUAAAGUUGUUAGUCAAUUUGAAGAUGUUUUAUUUUAUGAAUCUGACUAUAAAUAUUUACUUGGUAUUGAAUCAAGAAAAGCAGAAUUGGAAAUUUAUUUGGAUGAAAGGGCUAAAAAAGAAAAAGAAAUUGCUGGACUUAGGGCAAAGGUUACACCCAAUUUAGUGGAAAAAGAAGAAUAUUAUAAGACUUUAAUAAGCCAAAUU